AACAGUGAGCUGGAAACAGGUCUUGAUGUUUUCUCGUUAGCUCUCUCUUUGUGUUCUCUCUCACUGGCUACUCCCGGAGGAACCUGAGAAUAGAAUUCCCUAAAGUAUGCUGCUCUUUGUUAGAAGGCUGCCUUUUCUCUUCUCUCUGCUGGCAGAGUAGCGGAAAAGGACCGGGGACUGCACGGCUAUGAAUACUUACUGCAGGACUCUUUUGUUGUAGUGCACUGUUGAAUUGAGCCUGAGGGUUCUGUCUUGAUGCACUCUUAUUAAAUGGGGAAUCUUGGCAAACAAGGACUACCUGCAGUGUUGAAGGAUUUCAUAAUGUAUGUCUGAGGAAGAAGGUGGGCGGUACUCCCACCAUCCCCAAAACCAUGGAACCCCUUGUUAAGUUUGUUUGCAAACUUAGUGAGCAACUGGGCAGUUAAGGCAACACAUCUGAUUCAUAAGACAGACUGCAUUCUCUUUUUAUUUGUCUAGUGUAUAAAGGAGCACUCAUUUGAUGUAUUUUCUGCUUGGAUAUGUACAGCAACAGCAUUUGGGAAAAAUGGAACACAGUUGCCUGUGUUAACUUAUACCGGUAAAGUGUUUUCUGCUGAGCUAUUAUAUAAGAACACAGGACCAAGAAAAGGGGAAAGAAAGAUAAGCUGACCGUAAAUGCUUCACAUUUGUAAGUGUUGGCAUACCAGAACUUCCAAAAACAGAACAGCAGAGAAUCAGGGUCAUACAGUUUGAAGUAUGUAGGAUUUAAAAGUCCAGAUAUUCUAAGGGAAGUACUGUUCUUUUUCAAGAAGUUUUCUGCAAAACUCAACUCUCACAAGCUGUUCUGAAAAGGAAGACAAGAAGGCUCUGGGGAAGCAUUAUCAGUGAAAUUUUUUUUUUUUUUGGUUAAAACCCAUAUGGCUUACAGUUAUGAAAAAGCUACUUUGCUGUGGACUAUAAUUGCCCUUGCGAAAGUAGAAGCUUGGAGCCCCAAGUGUGGAUUGGUGUUUUGGCCUUUAGGGUGGUACAGAAAUGUACUAAAGCAGGUCACAUGACUGUUUGGAUCCAAAAACCACUGCCCUUGUGUUGUUGAGGGGAGGAGGCAAGAUAUAUCUUAGUCUGUGCACUUACCCCCUCCUCUUCAUCUAACUGGUGCUGAUUUCUAAUUUGAGAGGAAUAAAAAUGAAUGAGGGGGGCUGCAGUGCUGUGCAUUAAGAAACUUCCAACAAAGGCUAUCCUAAUACCGGCUUUUCAUUGUGAGGCCAGAUUUAUUAUGGACAAUUAACCCCUGGGAAGCUAUUGUAACCCUUUCGCUGUCAUUACAGCAGAACCUUCCACAAGUGGCGGCAGCAAUGAAUCUCUGACUUAAAGAAACAGUGCAUGGCAUUAUUUUUUGUGGUCUGCAAAUGUGAUACAGUGCUAUUUUUUUUUUCCAAGGAAUAACUGAGGGACCUUACUGAUUGAUAUGGGAGCAGGAUUUUCAUGUAAAAACAGGCUAUGCCAUUCCUAGUUGAACUAUGAAGGGAAUAUAUGAGAUGUUAAUGGGAAUGGGUUUACUCCAUGUGGAUAUGAACUUAGCCACGCAUGGUUAUGGAUACAGGUGAUAGAAAGUAUGGGCCCUCCUGUGACAGUUUUAUUCCCGUACUUUAGGUGCAGACUUCAAGACUGGAAAAACGGUCAUGGAUUUAAUAUCUAAGAGAAUUUACAUUCGGGCUUGAAUCGUAUUUGGAGGGGUAUUACCCCACUACCUACCUUGUUCUGUCACUGUGGUCAUCUGGGUUUUAGCAACAGUGCAUAGACUUUUGUUUGUGGCAUGACUAGCUGUCAGUACCCCAUUCCCCCUUUGGAAAGGGACAGGAUGUACCAGCAUAAGGUGUCUCUGGUCGUCCGAUACUUUAUGAUACCUUGUAACAUCUGCCUUAUUCUGCUUGCAACGUCGACACUGGGUUUUGCUGUGCUUCUCUUCCUCAACAACUAUAAACCAAGCAGCAAUUUCACUCCUACACAGGAUGCCUGCAGAGGGAUGCUUUGUGGCUUUGGCGCUACCUGCGAAAAAGACAGCAGUAAUCCUACCAAAGGAGUAUGUGUGUGUAAGAAGAGCACGUGUUCAUCUGUUGUUGCCCCAGUCUGUGGUUCGGAUUAUUCCACAUAUGGUAAUGAAUGUGAACUGGAGAAGGCUCAGUGUGUCCAGCAGAGACGGAUUAAAGUCAUCAGCAAAGGGUCAUGUGGUGCAACGGAUCCAUGCUUAAAUGUGAAAUGCAGCUUUGGCAGCACAUGUGUUCCAGUAUCUGAGGGUCAGUCCGCCAGAUGUGUCUGUCCCACAACCUGUGAUCAUGAACCUAAGAAGAUCAUUUGUGGCAGUGAUGGCAAAGACUACAAGAACGAAUGCUCUUUGAACAAAUAUGCCUGUGAAAACCAGACAAAUGUUUACAAGAUAUUUGAUGGAAGCUGUGACCCCUGCAGAGAAGUUCAAAAUGACUUGGACAGAGUAUGUCGUGUGAACCCCAGAACUCGUCGGGCUGCUUUAAUCGACAGACCAGAGAGCUGCCUCCCUAAGAAGGAACCUGUCUGUGGAGAUGAUGGACUUACUUAUGAAAAUAUGUGCAAAAUGACACAAACUGGGGCUGUCUUGGGAGUUAUUAUCCUGAACAUCCACUCUGGGCCUUGCCAGCCUCAAGAUACAUGCAAAGAAAUAUGCAAGUUUAAUGCAGUAUGUCAUAAUCGUCAAGGAGAGGUUAGGUGCUCUUGUGACCGCAUUGAAUGUGAAGGUGUCUAUAAACCUCUCUGUGGCUGGGACAGCAAGACAUACCGCAAUGACUGUGAGAGGCUCAAGGCAGAAUGCAAGCAGGAAGCACAAAUCCCAAUUAAGCAUGAAGGACCUUGUGACAUCGAUCUUCCAAGCCCGUGUUUGAAUGUGACCUGUGAGUUUGGUGCCAUGUGUGUAGUGAAGAAUAACCAGCCAAUCUGUGAGUGCCAGCACACCUGUUUGAGCAGGUAUGACCCAGUCUGUGGCAGUGAUAACCAUACCUAUGGAAACCAGUGUGAGCUUGAAGCGAUGGCAUGUGUGCUAAGGAAGGAACUCAAAAUAAAGCACAAGGGAACUUGCGAUCGCUGUGGAAAGUGUCAAUAUGGUGCCUUUUGUGAAGCAGAAACAGGAAGAUGUGUAUGUCCAGAUGGGUGUCUACCUGCUUCUCAGCCUGUUUGUGGUACGGAUGGCAAUACAUAUGCCAAUGAGUGUGAGCUUCAUGUCCAAGCAUGUAGAUUGCAGAAGGAUAUCCAGGUGGCCUCACAAGGCGAAUGCAAAACCUGUGGCAAUACAAUCUGUUCCUUUAGAGCAACAUGCAGUAACAACAAGUGUGAAUGCCCUUCGUGCGAGACACAGGCAUCUUUACCGGUGUGUGGCAGUGAUGGUGUGACCUACAAUAACCCAUGUGAGCUACAUGCUGUCGCUUGCCAACAGAAAAAGUCCAUUCAUGUUGCCUCUUCUGGACCCUGCGAAGAUGAAUGUGGCUCUGGUGGAUCUGGCUCCGGAGAGGAUGGAGAUUGUGGACAGGAACGUUGUAGGAAGUAUGGUGGCUUCUGGGAUGAAGAUUCUGAAGAUGACCGCUGCAUGUGUGACUUCUCCUGCAGCAAAGUUCCUCGAAACCCUGUUUGUGGUUCUGAUGGCAACACAUACAACAAUGAGUGUGAAUUGAAGAAAGCCCGCUGUGAGAAACAACAAGACAUCAUAGCUGUUAGCCAGAAAGCUUGCCAAGCAGUUACACCAAGCCCAACAUUGCUUGCCCCAACAAAACACUGCAGUCAGACUGUUUAUGGUUGUUGUCUUGACAAUGUAACUGCUGCACUUGGAGUGGGCCUUGCAGGAUGCCCAAGUGUUUGUCAGUGUAAUGAGCAUGGCUCGUACGGAGGUACAUGUGACCCUAGUACAGGGCAGUGUUCAUGUAAACCUGGUGUAGGUGGCUUGAAGUGUGCUCGCUGUGAACCUGGCUUUUGGGAUUUCAGAAGAAUUGCUACAGAUGGCAAGAGUGGAUGCACACCAUGUAAUUGUGUCUCAGUGGGGUCAAUUCGUGAUGACUGUGAUCAGAUGACAGGUCAGUGCUCAUGCAGACCUGGUGUGACUGGCAUGAAAUGCAACCAGUGUCCUGAUGACAGCAAACUUGGAAUGGACGGCUGCGACAAAGGGUCUUCUGCUCCAAAAUCGUGUGCUGAAAUCUCUUGCAAGUUUGGUGCAUCAUGUGUGGAAAUCAACGGACAAGGGCACUGCGAGUGUCCACCAUUUCUUUGCAGUGAAACUAACAAGACAAAGGUAUGCGGAUCAGAUGGUGUUACCUAUGCUGAUCAGUGCCAGCUCAACACUAUUGCUUGUCGUCAGGGACGGUCUAUCACUAUCAAACACCCUGGACAGUGUCAAGAUCCUAUCCCACAUGCAGGCCUGACAACAUCCCCCUUGGCUUCUACCACAACUGUCUCCACUACCACUUCCAGUCACAAGACAACCAGACUGUUCAAACCUGCACCACUUUCUCCUUUCCCUUCCACCACAACGCCAUACCAGAUGAUCACGCCAGAAGGAAUGGAAACCACAACUAGCAUCCUUGAACCAGAUGAAGUCUUGCCAAGUGCUGUAAAUGUCAUACCAUCGGGCCGUGGGAGGAGACCCCACCAUCCUAUUAUCCAUCCCACCCUAACAACCCCUGAGACAGACAUCACAACCCAGCUGUCAUCUGCUGAGUCUGGCAGUGGAGAAUUUAGUGGGGAUACAGAACUUAGUGGGGACCGAGAAGCUAGUGGACUGGAUCCAAUUGAUACUGAGGAAAUAGCGAUUACCACUGGCAUCCCCAAUAUUGAUAGGGCGACCUGCUACAAUACCCAGCUGGGCUGCUGUCCUGAUGGAAAAACUCCUGCUGUUGAUGCUGAAGGAACCAACUGCCCACCAACCAAAAUGUUUACAGGCUUUCUAGUUUUGGAGGAAGUCGAAGGCCAGGAAUUGUUCUACACCCCAGAAAUGGCUGAUCCUAAAUCAGAACUCUUUGGAGAAACUGCCAGAAGUAUAGAGAGUGCACUUGAUGAUCUGUUCCGCAACUCUGAGGUUAAAAAAGAUUUCAAAAGUGUCCGCAUCCGUGACCUUCAGCCGAGCAACUCUGUGCGAGCCACUGUGGGGGCUCAUUUUGACCCAACAACCAGCUACACUGCUCACGAUGUUGGAAGAGCUCUUCUAAGACAAGUAAAAGCAGCAAAGAAAAAAACUAUAUUAGUGAAGAAACCAGAAGAGGACAACAUCAGAUUUUUAGACUUUGACCAGUUGCCUGUCUUUACAACAACAACAAUUACAACAGCAGCAACUACAAUUCCAUUUACAACACAAAAUCCUGUGGCUACCACAAAAAGACCUUCUACCACAGCAUACAGUGUAACACGCCAUGCAGGCACCACUAGGCGACCAACAACGGUCACACUUGCCACCACCAGGAGACCAGUUAAGACCACAACCAUGACACAAGCCACCACAACACGGAGACCUACCCGACGUCCACCAGCUGGAACUGUUGCUAAACCUUCAAAGCCAUGUGACUCUCACCCUUGUCUCCAUGGAGGUACCUGUGAAGAUAAUGGAAAGGAUUUCACUUGCGUUUGUCCUGCUGGAAAAGGAGGAUCAGUUUGUGAGAAAUCCGUAAAAUACUACAUCCCUGGAUUCGGUGGAAAGUCUUACCUCGCAUUCCAGAUGAUGAAGGCAUAUCACACUGUACGGAUUGCAAUGGAAUUCCGCUCCUCGGAGCUUGAUGGAUUGCUGCUAUACAACGGACAAACCAAUGGAAAAGACUUCAUUUCUGUUUCACUUGUUAAUGGCUUUGUGGAACUGAGGUUCAAUACUGGAUCUGGUACUAGCAUCAUCAGCAGUCAGGUGCUCAUAGAGCGAGGCAAAUGGCAUCAUGUGAUUGUUAACCGCAACCGCCGCAGUGGCACACUUAUUGUGGAUGGUGAACCUCCUGUGACUGGACAAAGCCCUGCUGGUACAGAUGGCUUAAAUCUGGAUACCGAUCUUUUCAUUGGAGGAGCACCUGAGGAUCUGAUGGCAACUGUAACUGCAAGAACUGGUGUGACUGUAGGUCUAAAAGGAUGCAUCCGUUUGUUGGAUGUAAAUAAUCAGAUGUUCGACCUGCAGGAGAACGAAAGUGAUGUACUAUAUGGCAGUGCAGUGGGUGAGUGUGGCAACAAUCCCUGCCAACCCAAUCCUUGUAGGAAUGGAGGAAUCUGCCACUUCAAAGAGGCUGAAAUGUUCAGCUGCAAAUGUGUCAAUGGAUUUAGUGGACCAACAUGUGCCGAUGAGCAUAACCCAUGUGACCCCAGUCCAUGUCAUUCUUCAGCCACCUGCCUGGUGCUACCAGAAGGAGGGUAUAAAUGUGAAUGCCCCAUGGGUAGAGAAGGGAAGUUCUGUGAACGAGAAGCUAUGAUGGACCAUAGUGCGCCAUUCAUUCCAGAAUUCAAUGGAUUUUCCUAUCUGCAGUUCAGUGGACUUCAUACAUUCUUACCUGACAUACAAGAAAAACUUUCUAUGGAAGUAGUAUUCCUGGCAAAGCAUCCCAGUGGUGUCAUCUUUUAUAAUGGACAGAGAACGGAUGGAAAAGGAGAUUUUGUAUCAUUGGCCUUACACAAUGGACACCUGGAGUACAGAUAUGAUUUGGGAAAAGGAGUAGCUGUUAUUAAGAGCAAAGAAGCCGUUCUUCUGGACAAAUGGCAUUCUGUUACUCUAGGAAGAAAUGGUCGAAAGGGGACAAUGACAAUUGAUGAUGGGGUACCAGUCACUGGCGAAUCUCCUAAAUCCCGUAAGGCUCCUCAUACAGCUUUAAAUCUGAAGGAACCCUUGUUUGUUGGAGGAGCUCCUGACCUGAGCAGGUUUGCUCGAGCUGCAGCCAUAUCUACAGGAUUCUUUGGAGCAAUUCAGAAGAUAACUGCUAAAGGUAUCACUGUUCUGAAAGAAGAAAGCAUCAAGAAAGCAGCAGAAAUUUCCAAUUAUUUGUUCCAUCCUUGUACAGAAAAGCCGUACCCAUGUGCCAAUGGUGGAGUCUGUCGCCCAGAACUGGAUAGCUUCACAUGUACAUGUCAGAAUGGUUUCUCUGGAGGGCACUGUGAAAAAGCAAUCUUGGAAAAGUCUGCUGGGGAUGCUGAAGCCAUUGCAUUUGAUGGGAAAACAUUCAUUGAAUAUCGUAAUGCAAUAACAAAGAGCUAUCUGACAAAUGAAAUCCCAGACCCUGAGUUUCUGAGCCUGGACUACUCUCUGGAUAGCAGUCAAAAGGCCCUUCAGGUGAACCACUUUGAACUAAGUAUCAAGACAGAAGCAACGCAGGGCUUGAUUCUUUGGAGUGGGAAAAGUGCAGUGAAGUCUGACUACAUUGCUUUGGCAAUAGUGGAUGGGUAUGUGCAGAUGACGUACGACCUUGGAUCUAAGCCAGUGAUUCUCCGUUCUACAGUGCCAGUCAACACAAACCAGUGGAUUCAGAUUAAAGCGCACAGGAUCCACAGAGAUGGCUCUCUCCAGGUUGGAAAUGAAGCUCCAGUCACUGGGUCAUCCCCGCUACGGGCUACACAGCUUGAUACAGAUGGAGCACUAUGGCUUGGUGGCCUUGAAAAACUCUCUGUUUCCCAUAAACUCCCCAAGGCUUACAGCACAGGUUUUAUCGGCUGCAUAAAGGAUGUAAUUGUGGAUCGACAAGAGUUGCAUCUUGUGGAAGACGCCUUAAACAACCCCAGAAUACUGCAUUGCUCAGGCAAAUAAUAACUGAGCUCUCUUGUCUAUUGCUGUAAUUAUUUUCUAUUUUUGUAUACUUUUAUUGCUUUUUAUAUUGGAGAAAAAAAAAUGUGUUGUUUUAUGUUGCGGUAUAUCAAGCUGGUUGGUUGUGAUCUUGCCAAACAAAGUUUAGGCUUCGGAAAUUACAUUGUAUAUGAAAAAUUCAGUCAUACUUGAAACACGUGAAACUGGUGCUGGUGUUUUCUGUUGCCUUCUCGCGUUCAGUGCCGUAUUAUUUUGUAUCUAGCAAUUAGCGUAUCACAUUCUCCACUAAAUGGGAAAAACAAAACAACUGAACAAAACUAAAUAGAUGGAGUCUGAUGAUCUCCAUGACCAAGGUGUUACAUCUGCAGUCUCUGCAUUAUUUCCCUGUACAUUUAAAACUGUAUAAUUUAUGUGUAAAAGUACCAGUCACUAUUGUUUGCGUUUUACUCACUGUAUAAUAUUUCAGGAUAUUGAGAUAGGCCAAAGUUAAAUGUUAAGAAUGAUAUGUCUUUGAGAGCAAUUUCUGUUUAAACUGUAAAAGUACUGAAGGCAGCAAUGUUUAAAAGGUGAUAUUUUUAAUGCCAGUUUAGUGUUUUUUUAAGAUGUGUUAUCAGUGUGGAGGGUGAAGUUCAAGAGCAACCAUGUGCUAUUUACUGUCACUACAUUAGUUGAGAGUCGGUCACUUAAGUGUACAGCUGUUUACUUUGAUGGACAAAGUUAAUAGUUGUGUUUACUGUUACCUUUUUCCCACUCCUUCGCAGGACUUGCCAUGACAACUUAGAAACUAGACUUUUUACCCUCAAUGGCCAAUUUCACUGUUAGCAUUCAGCACUGAUUUGGACAAUGAAUGAGACAAAGAAGGGCCUUUGGAAAGAAAAUAUAAUAAAAUUCCUUUUAAACACUAAGAAAAACUUUGUGUGUACAUUGAUAGAAGAAAGGUGAACUCAUAAAUGUUGGUCCAAGCAAAAUAUAUACAUUUAAUAUUGCACAUAUUGUCCUGGACCUUCCUGCAGUCAUAUUAAUGACAAAGCACUUUGCUGAUUCUGAAAAAAAAAAAAUCCCACGAUAAGCUUCAUAAAUAUUCUUUUUAUUUAAAUGUAUAAUUCCCAAACCAGUGGUAACCCUGAAAAAGAGAAGAUAACAAAUCCAUAUUACAGGCCUCUUUCUUUCCUUUCAUUACUGUUAUAAAUUCUCUGUCUAUAACUUAACAUUUUGUGGCAUUACUUUCUCUUGUGUAGUUUGUUAUAUAUAAGCCAUGUACCCAUUCUGCAUUUUGUUAUUUUUUUUGUCAUGAGUAGCAGUACAAUCAAGAUUAGGUCAAUAAUUGUCAGAGAUUCAAGAAAUGGUAACAUUGGAAAGGGCCUUCAAAGGGUCAGAAUUACAGGCAUGGAAUAUGUCACAAUUCCCACUGGCAUUUUCCAUCUGGGGGUCUUUGAAGUCACAGGACAUGCUUACAUCAAAAAAUGGACAUCUCUUUUCAUUACUUCCACUAAUUUUGUUUGGAGAAGAUGCACCGUGCAUUUAUUGUCGUGUGGUAUUUCUUCAGUCUUCUGUGUUGGAAGAACAUUCCGGUCAGUCUUACAGAUUGUCUUAUAAAGAAGAACUUGGGACAUGAAACAGAGUCUGAUAGCAUGGCCAGGUGUGCUUUGUAAGGACGUAUACAUUGAUGUUUGUUUUGGCCUUUAAAGCCCUGAGCUUAAAAGCCGAAAAAGACUGCAUUCCUACAAGCUCUAAGUAAGCAAAUACUGUAGUAAGUAUACAAAUCUUGUAUGACAUUUGUUUCUGAAUAGACUGAAACUGUGUAUAUUUUAUAUUAGUGCAGGGAUUAUGAUUCAUUCCUACUGUUCAUCUGUGUCUUGUAUGUCCAGUUAUACAUAAAAUCUGCAGCUUGCUGCCUAAUACUGCAUGUUGUGUCAUUUCCUAUGGCAUUAAUCUGUGCUGAGAGACAAAAUGACGAAUCUGUUCUAAUGAAAUGGUAUUUUUCAUUACUUUUUAUUCAUAGUUGACAAAUGGUUCAGAUCAGUCUAUUUCUGUUUGACUUCUGAAUUCAAAUCUAAUGCCCAUGUCCCCAGAUUUCAGUUACAAUUUCAGUUUGAGAAGUUCAAUUUUUGGUAAAAGUAGAGUGGAUUUUGUGUCAUUUAACUUUGUUAAAUUUAAUUUGUGGUCUCAGCUGUAGCAAAAGUAGGGUAUCUGUGAGUCUAGAUGUUGGGCCUUGGGCUGUAUUUAAGUAUUACCAGUGGGCAUUCUGGCACAUGGCAAAACAGUAACUGCUCAUUCACUUUUUCCCUUGCUGGAUUCUGCAAUCAGAUAUGUAUUUGCUUAAUAACAUAUCUUUAAUAAAAUAACAUGCAAGAAAUUAAUUUGUUUUAUGCCACAAUUGCAACAUUUUCCACUCUGAAGUGUAACUGAAAAUUCCCUUUUUGCAUAUAAAAAAGUGACACCAGAAUUUGGAAUUAAAGAUCCUAAUGAAAUUUGUUUGAGGAAAUGUCUGUUUUAAGUUUUGCUUUAGUAUUUAAACACCACGUAUAAAUGUAUUUGGCAUAACUUUAAGUACUUGCUGGAAAUGGACAAAGUCAGUUUCGUUGAGCAAUACUUUUGCUAGUUAAACUGCAAAUUAAUGACUUUGAGGCUCAAAAUGCCUUAAAAUUGUGAAUUCACCAUCUGGUGAGCUCUGCUUUCGCACACACUUGUGUUGUGCACUUAACCUUUAGCAGUGUGUGUUCCCUUGUCUGUAUGAAUUGUUUGUUUUUAAGAUCAUGUUCCCCCAUUACAUUUUUAUUGUUAUUUAAGUGUUACCACAUGUUUAUUUGAGGGUAACCAACCAUUUUGUUAUGAACUGCUGUGUGAAUUCCAAAACCAAGAGGAAGAGCAUCAGACUGGCAUGCUGUAACCAUUACUAACUUUAUUACUUGUGUCUUUCAUCAAAUCACCACAAAAUAAAGUUUAAAAUCCUGGGGAAA
Molecule: messenger RNA, 10710 nt
Organism: Protopterus annectens (West African lungfish)
Lineage: Eukaryota; Metazoa; Chordata; Ceratodontiformes; Protopteridae
Gene: AGRN
Product: agrin
Exons: 38
Coding region: 1793-7753 (1986 amino acids)
Biological process (GO): receptor clustering; G protein-coupled acetylcholine receptor signaling pathway
Molecular function (GO): laminin binding; calcium ion binding
Source: RefSeq, a predicted model, not a curated record